This is a messenger RNA of Coccinella septempunctata (seven-spotted ladybird), 4082 nucleotides long. RefSeq names its product neuropathy target esterase sws (gene sws). The record is from RefSeq and is a predicted model, not a curated record. Gene Ontology annotation, biological process: phosphatidylcholine metabolic process. Lineage: Eukaryota; Metazoa; Arthropoda; Insecta; Coleoptera; Coccinellidae. The transcript has 21 exons. Gene Ontology annotation, molecular function: phosphatidylcholine lysophospholipase A1 activity. Gene Ontology annotation, cellular component: endoplasmic reticulum. The coding region runs from base 102 to 3890 and encodes 1262 amino acids.
AUCAAUCAAUCAAAUCAAACCUACAUGACAGUUGUUUUUAAAAGAUUAUUUUUUUCUUUGAAUUAAACUUUGUAUUUACUUCAUAUUUUAGUGAUGAUUAUAUGAAAAUGGAUGUUGUUAAUUUGAUAGAUAAUAUUCACUCCCCUUUUGGAAGUUUAUUGCAAACAACAUGGGUUUCUUCAGCGAUAAUUUUUAUACAAGAUCACAAGCUAUUCAAUUUCUUUUUAGCUGUAGUCUUUUUGGUUGCAGCCACUGUAGUUGUCCUAAUAUGCGUCAAGAAAUUGCACAAAAAAGCAUUUUCUCUGGAGGAGGAGGCUUCAGAAGAAUCAAUCACAAGAUUUCGUAAAAGAGAUAAGGCAUUAUUUUAUGGUAGGAAAAUGUUAAGAAAAGUUAAAAAUAUUUCGGGACAAGGUAAAAAGCGAAAAAUGAUGAUGAAAUUAGCCAGAAAAAUACUGCAUUUGAAGAAAGAAAAUGAUGCUGAGCAGUUAAAAGUUAUAGAACCACCUCCCGAGUACCUACAAGAAGACAUGUUGAGCGAUGACAGAAUGCCGCCAGAUGCUCUCUUUAUGCUUCAGAGUAUAAGGGUUUUUGGUCAUUUCGAGAAACCUGUAUUUUUGAAGUUAUGCAAACACACAGAAAUUUUGAACGUUAGUGCAGGGUCAUUUUUGUUUAAAAUAGGUGAUGAAGACGAGAAUUUGUACAUAGUUCAAAGUGGGAAAUUGAAUGUAUAUAUAGCUUCAAACGAUGGGGCAAACUUAUCACUCAAAAUAGUGAAACCUGGUGAAUCUGUGACUUCCCUACUCAGUUUCACUGACGUGCUUACGGGACAUCGUAAUCAUUAUAAGACUGUAUCAGCAAAAUCUGUUGAGGAUUCCAUAGUUGUUAAGUUACCCAUGGCAGCCUUUCAGGAUAUAUUCCAAGAGUAUCCCGACAUUUUUAUAAGAGUUGUGCAAGUUAUCAUGAUAAGGCUGCAAAGGGUGACAUUCACAGCUCUGCAUGAAUAUCUAGGACUCAGUUCAGAGCUCUUCAAUCAAGGAUCUAAAUUUAGGAACAGCAAGAGUUUCAUCAACACCUCUCCUUCUAAGCGGAAAAAGGAAGAUUCUAUAGUUCCAGAAACUCCUAGUAAUAUUACGGCAUCCCAGCCCAUACCAGUUCCGCACAUGAGGAAAACAAGUGAAUAUAAAUUUUCCCCAAACUCUACAACUCCAGAGGCAAAUAAUGAGAAUGAAUCCCAAGGAGAAUUCAGCGGUGGUGGCCAUCAGAGGAAAAGAACUUCUGUUUAUGAGAUCACUGACCCUGAUUCCUUGAUAAAUAUUGCAACAGAGGCUUUCAUCAAGGAACUGGGAUUGAGUGAUGAUAAGAAACUUGUUGGGAAGAUAGAAAUAAGAGAAAUUACAGCAGGUACAUUUCUAGUCAAGGAAGACUCAAAUAAGGAUGUAGCUUUGGUAUACAUCAUUUCUGGUGCGUUGAAUGUACUACAGAGGAAUAGUACCGAAGAGGAGGAAGAGCAUUUAUUCACUGCCUAUGCUGGCGAAGUCACAGGCGGUCUAGCAGUACUUACUGGGGAACCCAGCUUCUUCACUGUUAAAGCCAAACAUUACAGUAGAGUCGCGAUGAUCUCAAGAAAUACAUUUUAUUCACUGAUGAAGGACGACCCAAAAGUCGUAUUGUACAUAGCCAAUAUGAUCGUGAAAAGACUGUCGCCGUUCGUGCGACAGGUGGACUUCGCGCUGGACUGGCUCUUCAUCGAGUCGGGUCGCGCCAUCUAUCGGCAAGACGAGGAGAGCGACUCCACGUACAUCGUUCUGUCUGGCCGGCUCAGGUCGGUCAUAACGCACAAGAACGGAAAGAAGGAGUUGGUUGGUGAAUAUGGCAAGGGAGACUUAAUCGGAGUCGUGGAGAUGGUGACCCACACAAGACGCAGCACAACCGUGAUGGCUGUGAGGGACACCGAACUGGCCAAGCUACCGGAGGGACUGUUCAACGCCAUCAAGUUGAGAUAUCCAAUUGUUGUUACUAGACUGAUUAAUCUUUUAGGGCAUAGAAUUUUAGGUUCGUGGAAGACGCCAAGUAUCAAUAUAUCUGCUAGUCCAACCAUAGAGACUCGUUCCGCGCAAAAUAAUUUUUCGACGGUGGCUAUCAUAGCAGCUUCCGACGAUGUACCCCUGGUGGCCUUCACAUACGAGCUUUAUCACUGUCUGCACGUGAUAGGUCCCACCCUAAGACUGACUUCGGAUGUAAUCAAGAAAACCCUCGGCUCCUCGAUCAUGGAUCCUAACAACGAAUACAGGCUAACAUCGUGGUUGGCGCAGCAAGAAGAUCAACACAAGAUCUGUCUGUACAUGUGCGAUCACAACGUGAGCGCUUGGACUCAGAGGUGUAUCCGGCAGGCGGAUUGCAUCCUCAUAGUGGGCCUUGGAGACAACGCCCCCACCCUGGGCAAGGUGGAGAAGGAGAUGGAGAGGUUAGCGAUGAGGACGCAGAAAGAACUGGUACUGUUGCACAGGGAAGGUGGAAAACCUUCGAAUACGGUGGUGUGGAGGAAUAUGAGGAGUUGGGUGUCGUCCCAUCAUCACAUCCUUUGUCCCAACCGAAUGUUUUCUAGGAAGUCUCUCUAUAGGAUUAAUGAAUUGUAUUCCAAAGUAUGUUCUUCAGAACCGAACGUCCAUUCUGAUUUUUCAAGAUUGGCCAGGUGGCUCACUGGUAAAUCGGUUGGACUAGUAUUGGGCGGGGGUGGAGCCAGGGGUGCCGCCCAUAUAGGAAUGAUCAAAGCGAUACAGGAAGCAGGAAUUCCCAUAGAUAUGGUAGGCGGCGUUAGCAUAGGUGCCUUCAUGGGAGCCCUUUGGUGCCAAGAAAGAAAUAUCACAACCAUGACUCAAAAAGCGAGGGAAUGGUCAAAGAAAAUGACCCAGUGGUGGAGACAGCUUUUAGAUCUAACCUAUCCGGUUACGUCGAUGUUUAGCGGUAAAGAUUUCAAUACGACAAUUAGAUCGGCAUUCGGCGAAACUUACAUAGAAGAUCUAUGGCUUCCCUAUUUCACCGUGACUACAGAUAUAACCUCAUCCGGCAUGAGGGUACAUUAUCACGGUUCUUUAUGGCGAUAUGUACGUGCCAGUAUGACUAUUGUGGGUAUUCUUCCUCCCCUAUGCGACCCGAGGGAUGGGCAUAUGUUGGUUGACGGGUGUUAUACCAACAACGUACCAGCUGAUAUCAUGAGGAGUUUGGGUGCCAACCAUAUAUUGGCCGUAGAUGUUGGUUCGGUGGACGAUCAAGAUUUAACCAACUACGGGGACGAUUUGUCGGGUUGGUGGUUGCUGUGGAAGAGGUGGAAUCCAUUCACGGAACCGGUGAAAGUUCCCAAUUUGCCAGAUAUUCAAUCCAGGUUAACUUACGUCAGCUGCGUGAGACAAUUAGAACAAGUGAAGAACAGCGACUACUGCGAGUACAUCAGACCUCCAAUUGAUAAUUAUCGGACGCUUCAGUUUGGCAGUUUCGACGAGAUCAAAGACGUGGGCUACCAGUAUGGAAAAAGUUAUUUCGAGGGUCAAAAAUUGGUCGGUAAUCUCCCGAACUUUAGGUCCGCGGCAGACAUUCAGAGGAGUCCAGAUAUAAAUAGUUAUACUUUUACUGAUCUGGCGCAGAUGGUGUGCAAAGUAUCCAAGCCUUACGAAGACGAAUCUUCAAGUUCUAGUACGUCCGAUGAUGAAUAUGAAGAUGGUAGGGGAGGUUAUGCCUCAGAGCCUACAGGAAGUCUGAUAGACGUGAACAAAGAAAACCUAAUGAGGAGAGCUGGCGGAUCACUCUCCCUGUCUGAAAAUGAAAUGGAAUCAGAAGUAGAAUUCGAUUUAAAAUCCAUAAAAAAGUCAGAUGCUAGUCUUAGUUUUAAGUAGAAGAUACAAAAUGUUUUAUUUUUUCAACAUGAUUCGAACAAGAAUGUAUCCAUAAGAAUACUUGAUUUGUGAAGUUACCAACCUAAACCUUUUGUUGUUUACAUUUUUCAUACUAGGCAUAGGUAUUAGAAAACGUAUUUAAUGUCAAAAGAUCUCCUGUAUAUUUUUUGUAAAAUAUAUCUUUGUGUUAUA